AUGUCAGUUGUAUUAUUCCAGGUUAUUGGAGAGACAGCAUUAAUGAAGGCUGCCAGGUUAGGACGCCUGGAGGUCUGUAGACUCCUCAUUGAUAGAGGAUGUAAGAUCGACAUCACAAGGGGUUGGGGACAGACAGCAUUAAUGUUGGCUGUCGAGGGAGGACACCUGGAGAUCUGUAAACUCCUCAUUGAUAGAGGAUGUAAGAUUGACACCACAACAAAGUAUGUUGGAGAGACAGCAUUAAUGAGGGCUGCCGAGGGAGGACACCUGGAGAUCUGUCGACUUAUCAUUGAUAGAGGAUGUAAGAUCGACAUCACAAGGAUCAGUGGAUACACAGCUUUACAUUAUGCUGCUAAGAAGGGACAUCUACAGAUCACAAGAUAUCUUGUAGAACAAGGUGCCAGUCCCUUGGUUAAAUCACUUGAGGGUAAGACUCCUUACGAUCUAGCAGCAGCAGAACGAAAGGGGCAGUAUAAAGAAGUGAUGGAAUACUUACAGACUGUCAUGUCAGAGAAAUCUCCAGGUGUGACUGCUGGUCAAGGGAUAGAAGAUGAAGUCCCAACUGAAAUAAAGUUAAUGACUGACAAAAGAUCUGUCGAAUUGUACCUUAAAUUACUUGAGUCAGGCUCUGAGAAAAAGAGAGACAUACGUUUAGUAGUAGUUGGAAAAAAAGGUGCAGGAAAGACUUCAUUGAUUAAAAGAUUGUUUGGUGAAGAUAAUACAGAUGUUACUAGUACAAAUGGAAUAGAAAUUCAUAAAAUAAAAUGCAAAGCAAUGUCUGAUGAUGGAAUAUGGAAUAAAUUAGAUGGAAACUAUGACGGAACUGAAAUUCAUGCAAGACUAUUGAAGGAAUAUGAGGUAAAACUUCAGGACAAAGGAACAAUAGAAGAACCAGUAGAAUCCCACAUUGCCAUUAAGGACAACACACCAGCAACAAGUUUUGAGGAAUCAAAGAAAUCAGGGACAGUAUAUCAGCAGCCUAAAAUAAUGACACCUCUCGUAACCACUGAAUCUCAAGUUGAACCUCCAGUAACCUCGCAGCAACAACACCAAUUAUUAGAACAGGCAAAAAAGGAUAUUGAAACCAUGCUUAGAUCUAAUGUAGAUUUACAUGACAAAGAGGAUUAUGCCACAUUAUUUUUGUGGGAUUUUGCAGGAGAUGAAGAAUUCUACCACACACAUCAAACCUUUUUAUCCCCAGAUGCAAUUUAUCUUGUUGUUACAAAACUCAAUGAGGCUGGCGACAAACAAGCACAAGAUUUAUUCCAAUUGUGGAUGGAUUCAAUACAUUGUUACAGUAGACUGGAAGAGGAUGGACAUAAAUCUGAUGUCAACAAGAGAAUAUCAGAUGAUCUUGAUCCACCGAUAGUUAUUGUUGGCACUUGGAAAGAUGCUUUGAUCUCUGAUGUACAAGAGAUUAAUGAGGCAUGUAGUGAAAGUAUUUUUAAGUAUACAGAGAAUAUGUCAGAAGAUGAACUAAGACAUAUAAGGCAAGAAUACUUUAUCUCCAACACAGAAGAUGAUCCUAGUGUAUUCCAGCAAAUCCGAGAAAACAUCCUUAACUUAGCCAGAAAAAUGAAAACAUGGAACAAAGAUUAUCCUUUAAAAUUCAUUCAGCUUGAAACACGACUUCAAGAAAAGAAGAAGGAGUUACCUAUUAUAUCUUUUCAGGAAAUUCAAAAUAUCGCUAGUGAUACACCUAAGCCACUAAAUGAUGAAGAACUCAGAUUGUUCCUGGAAUUUCACCAUGAGAUCAGAGCUUUAGUUUAUUUCAAAGAUCUCCCUUCUUAUAUUAUUUUAGAUACACAGUGGUUAUCUGACGCUUUUAGAUAUAUAGUUACUGCAAAGAAAUUUAGCGCCAUUAGUAUCAAAAAUAGAAAAAAAUGGGAUGAAUUGUACAGUAGAGGCAAAUUACAUAGUGAGGUUUUAGAAGAUAUAUUUAAAAAAAGGGAUAAUAUGUUUUCCAAACACAAGGACCAUAUUCUGAACGUAAUGGAGAGAUUUGAUAUCAUUAUACGUCCAAACAUGUCAGAGACUGCUGACGAGAAGCCUUGUUACUAUGUACCUUGCCUGAUUAAAAUAGAAUCGCACUGUGACAUUUAUGAAACAUUUAAUGUGACACACUGUACCUGUAAAAAAUCAACUUGGUUAUGUUUCAAAUUUAGAUUCAAGCCACCACAUCUAAUAAACCAUUUGAUCGCUUCACUGAGCCGGAAGUAUGAAAUUACAGAAGUGGUUGUUCCAAAUCAAAAGAAAAAGUCAGUUGCUCUUUUCGGAGGUAUUGCAGUCUUUGAAUUACAGAAGAAAACACAUUUAAGAAAAUUGCUUGUAAUGACAUUUCCAAAUUUUAUUCAGGUUCAGGUUUUGGAAUUCGGGAAAGAUUCAUUCAUCAAGAGAGGUUUGUACAAAGACAUUGGUGACUUCGUGACAGAUGAGUUAGAUAAGAUAAUACAUACACGAUACAAGAUGUCCAAUGUAGAAUUCCAGAAAAAAUUUGAAUGUGGCCAUACAAAACCUGAAUUAGUUACAGGAUCCAAUGAAUUCAGUGAGGAGCAGAUUACAGAAUAUCACUGCGGAACAUGUAAUACACCCCACACAUUCGAUGGCGAAUGGUCAGAGAUAGAAAGUAAAGCGCUGUCAGAUAAGUAUGAGAAGAAACCGGGAGAGAGAGGACUUGCCCUGAUUGUUAACUUCAUGUUCCAUGGUGGGACAACUGAGAGAAAAGGUUCUGAUGUGGAUUGCAAGAAUCUCACAGAUUUCUUUAGAGAAGAACUAAAGUAUCAGGUUGAAUGUACAACAAGAGAUAUGACAAAGUUGGAGUUACAGGAUUAUUUCCAAGAAAUCGCCAGAACAUACUUAACAGAGAAGUCAAAGGAUUAUCAUUCCUUUAUCUGUGUAAUUAUGAGUCAUGGAAAUGAGAAAGGAAUUCUUACAACAAAUGGAGAAAUCACAGUCGAAGAAAUAAAAAAGCCAUUCAAAAACAAAGAUGGAGGCCAAUUUAAUGGUAAACCAAAAGUAUUCAUUAUUCAAGCCUGUCGUGGAAUAGAAAAGCAGGAAAAGGUUGUGGUGUCUGAUUGUUUUGAAACUGAAAUCCAUACUGGACAUAUUGGAAGGUAUGAUGAAUUUCCUGGAAACAGGCAAAUAAGAAGUUCUGAUGAGACCUCUGUUAUUAAACCAGGAAUUUUAGAUCAGCCAUCUGCCUCAUCAGAAGUUUUCUCGACUGAUGCUCCAGAAAAUGUUCCAACAGAUGCUGACAUUAUAGUAGCAUUUGCAACAACACCAGGAUAUAUAUCAAUUAGAAAUAUAUAUGAAGGAGCAUUUUUCAUUAGAGCUUUCUUGUCUGUUGCCAAGAAUAAAUACAUUGAGGAACAUAUCGAGAAGAUAUUAAGAAAUGUGAGAAGAGAAUUAGCUACGAAUCCAGAAUAUGCACCACAAUCUGGAAGCUUGGCACGAACAUGUCAGAUGGCUCAAGUAGAGACUACAUUUACAAAGAAAUUUUUCUUGUAAUAACAGUUCAAUAAAACUUAUUUGGGAGGAAAAUUGUUAUCAAACCAUUAAUGACCAGUAUGAUGAACUAAGUAUAUAUUUUCCAAAGUUCAAGGAUGUAUGCAACUGAUUUAAAGUCCUAUUUUUUUUUAUGAAUAAAUAAAACCUUUUUGUUUAUUCAUCAAACAUUGAAAAUAAUUUAUCAAACAUAUUCAUAAGGUCCAGUUUUAUUUUCUUUCCUUUCGCCAUAAGUGGUGUUAUUAUGAAAAAACAAACUUUUUUGAGCAAUAGUUCAUUUAUUUGUUUUGUUCUGCAUUAAAUGUUCUUUUGUAAGUCCGUCCGUCUUCGUCCAUCCGUCCUGCUUCAGGUUAAAGCUUUUAAUCAAGGUAGUUAUUGAUGAAGUUGAAUUCCAAUCAACUUUAAAAUUAGUACACACGUCAACUAUUAUAUGAUCUUUCUAAUUGUAAUGCCAAAAAGAGUUUUGACCCCCAAUUUCACAGUCCACUGAACAUGGAAAAUGAUUGUGCAAGUGGAAGAUCCGUGUACUUUGGGCACAUUCUUUUUUUUUAAUCUUUUUUAUAUACAGUAUUUUCAUCAUUUAAGAAUUAAUCAUUAUUGUUGAUACAUGUUUUUGGUUUGUAUCGAACUUUUCAUUAACAAAUGGAUGAGACGUUCAGAUCAUAGCGCUAUCAUUGUACAUAUCAUUGAGAUAUUUUAGCACACUCGUUGUACAUAUCAUUGAGA
Molecule: messenger RNA, 4230 nt
Organism: Mytilus trossulus (common blue mussel)
Lineage: Eukaryota; Metazoa; Mollusca; Bivalvia; Mytilida; Mytilidae
Exons: 15
Coding region: 1-3507 (1168 amino acids)
Biological process (GO): proteolysis
Molecular function (GO): protein binding; cysteine-type endopeptidase activity
Source: RefSeq, a predicted model, not a curated record